Emiliania huxleyi CCMP1516 is the source of this 852-nucleotide messenger RNA. RefSeq lists its product as hypothetical. Gene Ontology annotation, biological process: thiamine biosynthetic process. The transcript is spliced from 6 exons. Gene Ontology annotation, cellular component: cytosol. The annotation marks the transcript as partial. The record is from RefSeq and is a predicted model, not a curated record. NCBI's taxonomy places the organism in Eukaryota, Haptophyta, Isochrysidales, Noelaerhabdaceae. Gene Ontology annotation, molecular function: hydroxymethylpyrimidine kinase activity; phosphomethylpyrimidine kinase activity.
GCCGCUCCGGUUAUGCUCACGGUCGCAGGCUCGGACUCUGGCGGUGGCGCAGGGAUCCAGGCCGACCUCAAGGCCUGCGAGGCGCUCGGCGUGUUUGGCACCACCGCGCUCGUCGCGCUCACCGCCCAAAACACUCUUGGCGUCCAUGCGGUGCACCCGGUGCCGGCCGCCUUCGUGCGCGCGCAGAUCGACGCCGUGCUGGGCGACAUGGGCGCGCACGCGGUCAAGACGGGCAUGCUGCCGAGCGAGGAGGCCAUCGCCACCGCGCUCGACGAGCACGCCGUCGCGAUUCGGGUCAUCGACCCGGUCAUCGUCGCCGCGAGUGGCGACGUGCUUGCUGGGCCCGCCGCAGUCGCCGCGCUCAAGCGACUCCUCCUGCCGACGGCCACCUGGUCCUCCCUCCCCUCCAAGGCGGGGGCCCUGCUCGGCGUCGCGGCCCCCACGUCGGUCGAGGAGAUGCGCGCCGCCGCCGCCGCCCUGCUCGACCUCGGGCCGCAGGCGGUCCUCCUCAAGGGCGGGCGGCUGCCCGCGCCGGAGGCAGAGGCGGCGGAGGGCGGCGCGGCAGAGGCGGCGGAGGGGCGCGCGGCGGUUGGCAUGGUCGACGUCUACGCGGACGCGGAGCACGGCGUGGUGGAGCUGCGCUACCGGCGGGUGGCCACGAACAACACGCACGGCGCCGGUUGCACUCUCGCCGCGGCGGUGGCAGCCGAGCUCGCCAAGCAAGUGCACUCUGGGACGGGGCCGCUGCAGCCGCUCGAGGCGGUGCGGGCGGCGCGGGCCUACGUCGCGGAAGUGUUUGCGGCGUCCGCGGGCGGGAAGGUCGGCACUGGCCUCCGCGGGCCCCUGAACCAC